Messenger RNA from Schizosaccharomyces japonicus yFS275, 987 nucleotides. RefSeq names its product GTPase. The coding region runs from base 1 to 987 and encodes 328 amino acids. The record is from RefSeq and is a predicted model, not a curated record. Gene Ontology annotation, molecular function: GTP binding. NCBI's taxonomy places the organism in Eukaryota, Fungi, Ascomycota, Schizosaccharomycetes, Schizosaccharomycetales, Schizosaccharomycetaceae. The transcript has a single exon. Gene Ontology annotation, cellular component: mitochondrial inner membrane.
AUGACAACAUGGUUUCCCGGACACAUGAAAACAACUCUUAAACGUCUCCGGGAUUCCGUGUCAAAAAACGAUGUGAUUGUGGAAGUCCGAGAUGCGCGUAUACCGCUUAGCUCACGAAAUCCAGCAUUGGAAACACUCGCUGCGAAUCGAAAGCGCGUGGUCGUUUAUAACAAAUGCGACCUCGCAUUUCCCAGCGCAGGCGAUUUGUGCAAAACACGUGCGCUAAAUAGUGUGCGGGCUUUUGAGGAGACGUAUGUUGAAACACUUGCACGCUGGGAGACGAUUCAAACAUUGCGACGGUACGUGGGCACGGUUUCGAAUGUGCCCGAGUGUAUAAAACGACUGCUGCAACUUUUACAAAAACUUACAUACUCUGACCAUGCAGCUUCCAACAGGACUGUAAAAGUUUUCGUCGUCGGCAUGCCGAAUGUUGGGAAAAGCAGUGUGAUGAAUGCUUUGCGACACGCGAGUCUUCAUCGUCGUAAAGUGGCAGUAGUCGGGAGCCAUCCAGGCGUGACACGAAAUGUUGGCGAAGUUGUUCGACUGUUUGAAGGAAAGAACGUGUACAUGGUGGACACCCCAGGCAUAAUGCUGCCCACGAUUUUGCAGCCAGAAGAUGCGAUUAAAUUUGCGCUUGUUCAUGCAAUGAAAGAUGGGCGGUUGCACAAUGCGGUCGUCGUGGAUUAUCUGCUCUACCGCUUGAACCUCAUUGAUCCAAACACCUAUACUCGUUUAUCCUCACCGACAAACGAUGUUUCGACAUUUCUUCACAACGCGGCAGUGCAUACGGGCAAGCUCGGAAAAGGUGGCACUGUAAACGACGAUCUCAUAGCAUCCUAUGUGCUGCAGCUUUACCGGACUGGCUUCUUUGGCGCCUUUGUCCUGGAUAGUAUGGAGGAAGAGCAAUGGCAACAACGGCUUGCCCUAGAAAAAAACCUCGUUCGUCGCAACCAACGGCGUGUUUGCAGUACAAGGAAAAAGGCAUAG